This is a messenger RNA of Clupea harengus (Atlantic herring), 2412 nucleotides long. RefSeq lists its product as uncharacterized. NCBI's taxonomy places the organism in Eukaryota, Metazoa, Chordata, Actinopteri, Clupeiformes, Clupeidae. The record is from RefSeq and is a predicted model, not a curated record. The transcript has 3 exons. Bases 65 to 2284 code for a protein of 739 amino acids.
CACAACUGUAACUAGCUCUAUGGUAAUCUUUUCUAUCUAGAGUUUCUGUUAAUCACAACGUGACAUGAUGGAUAACGGUAGCAGAGAGGUGUUAUGGAAGGAAGGGCUGGACACAGGAUUGUUACAGGAGCGAAUUGGAAUACAGAAGGAACAGACGUUGGAUUGGAUUGAAAUAAAAAAUAUGUUGUUGGACAGUUGGAAAAAACAGGGAAAACAUGGGUUUCUAUAUGAAGAGAACACCAUGCCAACCAUGGAUAAGCCUAAAGUAGAGGAAGAGCCUCAAAGAAAAGACCUUCAGAAAAAAUAUGUUCUUGCCACACAGGAGAUCACACAAGAACAUAUUUUUGGAAUUGCAAUUAUUUUUGCGAUUGCAGCGUUUAAGACCAUAAAUGAAGACUUGACUCAGAGGGUGAAAACACUGGAGACAGAGAACCUACAUCUGAAACAAGAAAUGGAGAAUUGGAGGGCAAGGGAACUCCAAGAGAGAGACUUAGAGAAACCAACCCGAAUGGUGGAGAUGGAAAAGAUGAUUAAAAUGAUGGAAUAUUACAGAGAGAGAUAUGAAAAAGAGAUGGCCCGAAUGGCCAAUGUUCAAAUGAAAGAGGAAAGAAGACAAGAGGAGGUCAACUUGGAUGUCAAAGAUAAAAAGAAUGUGUUGGAGGACAAGCAAAAAAUUGAAGAUGACAGAAAAAGCACAGAAGAUGUGGAACAAGAGAGAGCUCAAAAGAAAACAAACAGACAGAAUGAGAAACCAGUGAAGGAAGACCAAAACUGGGUGGAGGAGGAAAGUAAUGUGAAAGACAUGGGACAUGCAGAUGAAAAGACAGAAGGUGAAAGUAAGGUAUUGGAGACGGGGAAAGAAGGUGAUCAGACUGUGGAAAAGGAGUUUCUGAAAGACCAAGUACAGAUAAAGCCCUCUUCUAAGGAAGUUGUAGACUGGACAGACGUCAAGGAAGCGGAGAUUAAAGAGGAGAUCCACAAUGAUGUGUGUGAGGACCAUCAGGACAUUACAGUGACCAAAUCUGUUUUGAGGGACUCCAAAAAUGAAGACAGUGUCACCCUGAAGGACUGUAAGACCAACUCGGCAAACUUUCCUCUCAAAGUUUCCUCUCUUGAUGAAGCCACAGUAGCAACAAACACUGGGGUUGAGACUAAAGAGCUGAUCCAAAAUGAUGUGGCUGAGUACCAACAGGACAUUACUGUGACUGAAUCUAUUUUUAGUGACCCAAAAAUUGAGGAUGAAGAUAUUUCGCUUAAGGACACUAAGACCAACUCUGCAUGCUUCCAGGAGAUUACAGUUGGCCAACAAACACUGGAAGAGAGAAAUGAGAAGGACAAAGGGCAAAAUAGACUAGAAGAAGAGAGAAAGAAGAUGGAGGAGCAAGAAAAGAAAUGGGUGGAAGAGGAAAUAAGAAAGGGAGAGAUGAUCAUAAUGGAUAAGCAAAAGAAGAGAGAGGAAGAGAACAGAAGGGUGGAGGACGAAAGAAAGGAAGAGGCUGUGAGGUUGGAGAUGAACAGAGAGAGAAUGGAGGAAGAAAAAAAGAUGAUGGGUGCAAACAAUGACGAUAAUCUGUUAAGGAUUCAGGAAGAGGAGAGAAUGAGAGCUCUGGAAUUAGAAAAGAGGAACAGAGUGACAGACGAACAGCUAACAGACACCUGGACAGAAGCAGUGAAUUUAGAAGUGACAUACUCAGAUGAUGAGGACUGGAUAGACUCUGAACGUGAUAAUGAAAUCAAGAUCCAUUUCAUUUGUUCCACAGAACACUUGCGGAGCCCUGAAGUGACAGCACAUGCAAACCCACAGCAUACUCAAUAUAUGAAGUCACCAUUGCCAGAUCUCUCAUCUCCUACAGAAAAUAUGGCAUCACAAACCCUACCUCCACGACAGGAUAAACUCACAGAUUCAGUGGAUGGGGAUUCCUUCUGUGAAAAGCAGGAAUAUUCAGAUUAUGAUGGUGGGACGAAGUCUGAGAAGUUGAACAAUGAAUGUAAGAUCCAGAAAGCUCAAGAGAUCCAGGCGGAGGACAUUGACCACAAGUCUGAGGACAGCAUAGUUGAAGAACUGAGCCAAGAUGAUCAGAGUGACAUUGACAUUGAGGCGGUACAUUUAGUGGAGGUUGAAAGCAACAUCAGCAGCUUCACCAAUAUGAGGAAACCAGUGGCAAGCGCAGCAGUACUGGAGGACCAGUCUGGGCAACAGUCAGCAAAGCCAAAAGACAUGGCAAAGGAACAAAAGGAUGGUGAUAAGAAGGCAGAAAUAUUGAGGGUGGAAGAACAAGGGUAGAGAGUUCAAGAAAACAGCCAGAAGCAUAAGACAAAACAGGAGCAAGAGACAAUGAAGUUAAAUAUGGGCAGAGAAAGAAUGGAAGAAGAGAUAAAGAUGAUGGAUGCAGAACAUGAUAAAGCCAAUAU